AUGCAUGCAUCAUAUCGUGAAAGAUAUUUAUGUGAAAUAGGUCAUCGUAAUCGAUCACAACGGUAUAUUCCUGCUGAAAAUAAUCCAGAUCAUUUGAACUAUCCAACAAUAGAAAUAUCAAAACAAUGGGAUAGUCAAAGGUUAUGUAUUCGUGUAACUUUAGUCACCGUAUCUAGCGAACAAGUGCCUGUGAUAUGCAUACAUCCUUAUCCAAUUGAUACUUCAGAAUUAAAUGUUAUAAAAGACAUAGAAAAAAAUACACAUUAUUUUCCAAUAUCAGAAGAAGAAUUAAAUCAAGGUCGUAAGAGUUUUCGAAUUAGUCGUAGAAAAUUAACUCAACAUGAAUUAAGAAAUUAUGGACAAUUAUGUCCUUUGAAUAAAGAUGAAAAAGAUAUUCUACGUACAGAUAAUCCACAUGAUGUUCGAAGAAUAAUUGAUAUUUAUCAAUUAGGAAAAUCGCAAUUAUUUUUUUCUAUAGCUGAACUAGUUUAUGAUGAUCUAUUACCUUAUAUCUAUGAUGAAACAUCUGUAUAUUCUCAUAUAAUGACUGCUAAUAAAACGACACAUAUAAAUAAUAACAAAUCAUUUGUUAGAUGUGUACCAACGAAAGGUCGCUGGAACGGUGGUGAUAAUAUUUUAAUGAUUAUUCCAAAACUUGAUAAGAGAAAAAUAUGUCAAGUGCUCGAUUUAAUUAAUAAAUUUCAUCAAUUAAAUGAAGUGUUAUAA
Messenger RNA from Rotaria sordida, 726 nucleotides. Lineage: Eukaryota; Metazoa; Rotifera; Eurotatoria; Philodinida; Philodinidae. The record is from the annotation of a GenBank genome assembly.